UGUGUGGCAGCUUGACCGCAUCUCAAAGACAUGUCCAACGCCUCACAACCUGCACGUCAACAAUCUCUUUGAAUACUCAGAUCCGCCAUUGUAACGUUAGCUAGCUAACGGACAGACGUUGUCUCUCCCUGACGGUCGACCCUGGCUCUUCCCGUCUUUACGCCAGCUAACGGUAAGUAGCAGCGAGCAGCUCCAGGGAUGGCGGAGGCUCCCGGGACAUCGAGUGAGACCAUAACGGAGACGGUUGAGACGAGCACCCCGCCGCCGCAGCAGGAGGGACGAAGCCUGACAAUCAAGCUGAGGAAGAGGAAGACUGAGAAGAAGGUGGAGUGGUCCAGUGACACCGUCGACAACGAGCACCUAGGGAGAAGGUCUUCAAAAUGCUGCUGCAUCUACGAGAAGCCGCGGCAGUUUGGAGAGUCGUCUUCUGAGAGCGAUGGGGAGGACGACGGGGAUGACGAUGAAGGCUGUGGCAGUGCUCACUGCAUCCUGGGCCACAGCAGGAGAGGCCAUGGACAGACGGGGGCUGGAGGGACCACAGUGCCCCCCAGCGCCGGAGGGUCACACACCCACUAGUGAGCAAUGUGUGUCUGAGAGGCAUCACACCAUGACCAGGACUGCGCUCCUCUUUUUUUCUUUCUUUUGUUUUAGUCCCGUUCCGUCACUCGAGUACAGCAGAGUGAGAAGCUGCAGCACUGCCCUGUAGCGCCCGGAGCCACGUGGAGCAUUGAAUAAAGCAUGCUCAGUAAUGGCCAGCUGACAUGCCUUCAUGGAAUGAUGAAGUUCACGUUUUAGAUUUCUUAAAGGAGACCUGCAUGUUUUAGCCUGUUGACUACAGAUGGUAACAUUAACAAUGCGUUCCUACUUCCUGGGCAGCCAUUGGUUUCCAUUUAAUUCACCCUGCUGACAAUAAACGUUUGAGUUUUGCGAUCCUUCACAGUAACUUCACGGCUGCUUUCAUUUUUGUCUGGGUUGUUACGCUGAUGGGAAUUACAUUUUCAACUGCUGAUUAUUUCUUAGUUGUGUAAUCUGCCCAAGUGACUCUCGCAGUAAUGUGACGGUCAUAAAUGAGCUGAAACAUGUGAUGUCACGACGCAUCAUUGAUCGUGUUCUCCUCUCCACACACGAACACACCACGCUGUUGAACCGCUCAACAUCCAGGUUGAUCAACGCACGACGUUCUAGUCAGGCUGCACAUGGCUGCACAUGGCUGCAGCUCUCCAGAGGUGUGUGCACUGCUGUACGAGGAGGAGCAGCAGCAACCUGCAGUUUACACGUCUCUGGUGCUGCAUGAAGCGGAGCUUAUUGUUACCACGCUGCUUGUUAUGGAUUUAUUGCUGGACUUCUUUGUAAACGUACUCAUUUGUCAGAGCUUUGCUUCCCAUAAAGUGUGGUUAUAUUCUC
Messenger RNA from Gasterosteus aculeatus aculeatus (three-spined stickleback), 1404 nucleotides. It is a transcript of the gene ppp1r11, whose product is annotated as protein phosphatase 1, regulatory (inhibitor) subunit 11. Gene Ontology annotation, molecular function: protein serine/threonine phosphatase inhibitor activity; protein phosphatase 1 binding. The record is from RefSeq and is a predicted model, not a curated record. Gene Ontology annotation, cellular component: nucleus. Lineage: Eukaryota; Metazoa; Chordata; Actinopteri; Perciformes; Gasterosteidae.